CGUGGCCGCGGAGCAGCGCUGGUGACGGGUUUGUGGAUGUGGCAGAAGUGGCGGUUUGCGCUACGCCUCGGUGGUUAUUGCUCUCCGUGCUGUUUGGGGGCUCGUCGGGCAGUGGCUCUUGGGUUGCGCGCGCGUCGACGCUGAGCUAGCCGCGCUGCUAGCUCGGUGAUGUUGUCCGUGCUGUCUUACGGCAGACUGGUAGCCAGAGCUGUGAUCGGCGGACUUUCUCAGACGGACAGCCGAGACUACAGCUUGGUGACGGCCAGCUGCGGCUUCGGGAAGGACUUCCGUAAAGGCAUCCUGAAGAAAGGAGUGUGCUAUGGUGACGAUGCCUGCUUCAUCGCCCGACACAGGAGCGCCGACGUCCUGGGUGUGGCGGAUGGAGUGGGUGGCUGGCGGGAUUAUGGAGUUGACCCGUCACAGUUUUCAGGCACAUUGAUGAAGACGUGUGAGCGACUGGUGAAGGAAGGACGCUUUGUCCCCAGCAACCCAGUGGGAGUCCUCACAACCAGCUACUAUGAGCUUCUGCAGAACAAAGUACCACUACUAGGCAGCAGCACCGCCUGCCUCGUGGUGUUGGACCGGCAGAAUCACCAGCUGCACACGGCCAAUUUAGGUGACUCUGGUUUCCUGGUGGUUCGGGGAGGGGAGGUGGUCCAUCGCUCUGACGAACAGCAGCACUAUUUCAACACGCCAUUCCAACUGUCUAUCGCACCGCCAGGAGCCGAGGGGGCCGUCCUUAGUGACAGCCCCGACGUUGCAGACAGUUCUUCCUUUGACGUCCAGCUCGGGGACAUCAUUCUCACCGCCACAGAUGGCCUGUUCGACAACAUGCCCGACUACAUGAUCCUGCAAGAGCUGAAGAAACUCAAGAAUGCAAACUAUGAAAGCGUCCAGCAGACUGCGCACAGCAUUGCAGAGCAGGCUCACGUCCUGGCAUACGACCCCAACUACAUGUCGCCGUUUGCACAGUUUGCUUGUGCCAAUGGACUGAAUGUAAGAGGGGGAAAACCUGAUGAUAUCACGGUGCUGCUGUCCAUCGUAGCAGAAUACACAGACUGAAGUCUCUGCUGGGAUUCCUGCUGGUCAGGAUGAAGGACUGAGGUUGCACGCUGUGCUCUGGUGACCGUCAUCCUUC
Messenger RNA from Thalassophryne amazonica, 1138 nucleotides. RefSeq names its product protein phosphatase targeting COQ7 a (gene pptc7a). The coding region runs from base 169 to 1062 and encodes 297 amino acids. Lineage: Eukaryota; Metazoa; Chordata; Actinopteri; Batrachoidiformes; Batrachoididae. The record is from RefSeq and is a predicted model, not a curated record. The transcript is spliced from 6 exons.